UCAUCGGGGGACAUGAAGCCCAGCCCCAUUCCAGACCCUACAUGGCCUAUCUGGAAAUACAAGAUGGACAGGUUAAAAGAAUGUGGAGCGUUCCUGGUGAAGAAAAACUUUGUACUGACAGCUGCUCACUGCAAUGGAGACAAGAUCACUGUCAAUAUGGGAGCCCAUAACAUUGGGGAACAGGAACGGAACCAAGAGAAAAUCGCCGUCCACCACCAGAUUCCCCAUCAGCAAUACAAAAAGAAGACCCUUAACAUUGACAUCAUGCUGCUGCAGGGUGAUUCUGGUGGCCCCUUGGUAUGUGAGAGUGUGGCCCAGGGCAUCGCUUCAUAUGUUGACGUGCAUUUGUGGGAGCCAAGCGUGUUUACAAGACUCUCCACCUUCAUCCCCUGGAUCCAAAACAUUCUGCAGAAACAGCAUUAGAGGAGACACCCAUUUUCCUGGCUCUUUCCCUGGCUAGACCAGCCAUGGGCUAACAAGGCUUUGCAGAUUAUCUUCAUUAGUCUUAGAAAAAUGCUAUGAAUUGAUUGGUUCCCCUGAGCUGCUUUACUUCCCAUUCUCCUCCCAGCACCUCACUCUCAGCUCCCGUACAGUCCGGUGACCCCACCGCGGAUAGAUCCAGACAGGUUUCUAUGCCCAGCUCCCUCCAGCCCAGAGUCUUGAAGAGCUGUCCUGGGGCUGCGAGCUCCUCCCUGCCCUGAGCUGGACAAUGGGACAGACCCCAGCUGGUGUCAAUGGCCCAUAGCUCCAUUGAUUUACUCAGCGCUGGAUCUGAACCAUGGUUUCAUAGAAUAUAGAAUAUCAGGGUUGGAAGGGACCUCAGGAAGUCAUCUAGUCCAACCCCCAAAGGCCCCUAGAGCAGUGGUCUCCAAAGUUUUUGGAUCGUGCACCCCAGGGUGCCGCCGAAAGAGGAAGGGAAGACCUACCGCAGGAGUGCCGCCGAAGAAAGAAAACGGGAAGACCUGCCGCAGGCGUGCAGAGUUGCCGUCAAAGAAAAAAAACGGCAGAGUGCCGUUCGGCGACUCUCCUCCUGCCGCGCACCCCCUGGGAUCCUCUGGCGCAGCCCCUGGGGUGUGUGCACCCCACCGUGGAGACCACUGCCCUAGAGACACGCCGACGCCCCCUGAGCAGAUCAGACCCCUGGGCUCUGCUCUCACAGCCUGUCCUACUAACUGCUCCCUCCCUGCAACCUACCACAGCACCAGAGCUCUCAACUCCCCCAUCACCUGCUAACCCCGACCUGCCCCGACAUCCCCAGCACAGAGGCGCUUACUCUCCCUUGCAGUGAGCGGCCGUCAGUACGAAGUUUUUCUUCCCCAGGAACCCUCCACAUUCUUUUAACCUGUCCAUCUUGUAUUUCCAGAUAGGCCAUGUAGGGUAUGGAAUGGGGCUGGGCUUCAUGUCCCCCGAUGAUCUUACCUGCGGGGAGACCAGGUUCAUAUAAAAACUCCCAUCGUCUCCCUGGCUGGGCUGGGACCGAGCUCCCCAUCCCAAAGGGGAGUCCCCACAGCCUCAACCCACCCCCUGUGAUGCUCUCCCUGGGGGAUCCCUAUGCCUGGAACCCUGCCCCCUGCUCAGCUCUCCCCCACACUGGACACCCCAUGGGGCCGGAGGAUAAAUCUAAAGCUCUGACCUGCCUGGGUGGAGAAUCAGUACCAAACGCACCGGGAGUGGGUCAGUAAUCGCACUGCCUUGAGUCAACGGCAUUGGGGGCCAA
Messenger RNA from Chrysemys picta bellii (western painted turtle), 1717 nucleotides. NCBI's taxonomy places the organism in Eukaryota, Metazoa, Chordata, Testudines, Emydidae. The record is from RefSeq and is a predicted model, not a curated record.